AUGGAAAUCAAUUUUUACAAAUUAGCAUUGACGUUGUUCACAGUUUUGUCUCUGUUGUUUGAUCUGGGCAAUGCUCUGUACGGAUCUUCUUCGCCGGUGCUUCAGCUCACUCCUUCUAAUUUCAAAUCUAAGGUUCUGAAUUCAAACGGCGUCGUUUUAGUAGAGUUCUUUGCGCCGUGGUGUGGUCAUUGUAAAUCUCUAACACCAACUUGGGAGAAGGUUGCUAAUACUCUGAAAGGUGUUGCUACUGUGGCAGCCAUUGAUGCUGACGCCCACAAGUCUGUCUCUCAGGAUUAUGGUGUGAGGGGUUUCCCAACAAUUAAAGUAUUUGUUCCAGGGAAGCCUCCGAUUGAUUACCAAGGAGCAAGGGACGCUAAUGCCAUUACUAAGUUUGUUACCAAGCAGAUAAAGGCGCUGUUAAAAGAUCGUUUGGAUGGUAAAGCAAGUGGCACCAAAAGUGGAGGAGGAUCCGGUGAGAAGAAAUCCGAGCCUAGUGUCUCCGUGGAACUCAACUCCAGCAAUUUUGACGAGUUGGUCACUGAAAGCAAAGAACUUUGGAUUGUCGAGUUUUUUGCACCUUGGUGUGGACAUUGCAAAAAGCUAGCUCCUGAGUGGAAAAAGGCUGCAAAGAAGUUGAAGGGGAAGGUCAAACUAGGUCAUGUCAAUUGUGAUGCUGAGAAGUCGAUACAGAGCAGAUUCGAAGUGAAAGGAUUCCCCACAAUCUUGGUCUUUGGUGCAGACAAAAGCAAGCCGGUACCAUAUGAGGGUGCUAGAUCUGCACCAGCCAUAGGGUCCUUUGCUCUGGAACAGCUAGAAUCCAAUGUUGGACCUGUUGAAGUAACUGAACUAACUGGGCAGGAUGUCAUGGAAGAGAAAUGUGGUCCUGCUGCUAUUUGCUUCGUUUCUUUCUUACCUGACAUUCUGGACUCGAAAGCGGAAGGAAGGAACAAGUAUCUAGACAUGGUAUUAUCAGUUGCAGGGAAGUUUAAGAGCGACCCUUACAGCUUUGUGUGGGUGGCUGCUGGGAAGCAACCUGAUUUGGAGAAGCGUGUUGGUGUAGGAGGAUAUGGGUAUCCAGCAAUGGUGGCCUUGAAUGCAAAGAAAGGAGCCUAUGCUCCACUUAAAAGCGGUUUUGAGGUUAAACACCUCAUAGAAUUCGUGGAGGAAGCUAAGAAAGGAGGAAAAGGGAAUUUGCCUAUAGAGGGAACAUUGGAGAUAGUGAAGACAGAAGCUUGGGAUGGUAAAGACGGAGAGGUGGUUGAUGCAGAUGAGUUCUCACUUGAAGAACUCAUGGGAGAUGAUGAUGCUACUGAGUCCAAGGACGAGUUGUGA
Messenger RNA from Microthlaspi erraticum, 1332 nucleotides. The record is from the annotation of a GenBank genome assembly. Lineage: Eukaryota; Viridiplantae; Streptophyta; Magnoliopsida; Brassicales; Brassicaceae.